GGGGCCGGCGGCGAGGGCGGAAGCGUCGAGGGAGAGACGAGUUUGGCUGCUAGCUGCCGCGCUGUCGCCAUGAUCAUCCCCGUGCGCUGCUUCACGUGCGGCAAGAUCGUCGGCAACAAGUGGGAGGCCUACCUGGGGCUGCUGCAGGCCGAGUAUACCGAGGGGGACGCCCUGGAUGCGCUGGGCCUGAAGCGCUACUGCUGCCGCCGCAUGCUGCUGGCCCACGUGGACCUGAUUGAGAAGCUGCUCAACUACGCUCCGCUGGAGAAGUGACCCCGUGCCCGGCAGGCAGCAACUUGCCCACGGCUUGUUCCUGGGGGUGUGGGGAGCUGGAAGCCAUGCCUGCCUACGGCCCUGUGGGUGUGCGUCUCUCUGGAAAGAACCAUCCAGUAAAUGUUUUCGAGGACCCCAGGGAAGUCCUGACCGUU
Messenger RNA from Hippopotamus amphibius kiboko, 428 nucleotides. RefSeq names its product RNA polymerase II, I and III subunit L (gene POLR2L). The transcript has 2 exons. The record is from RefSeq and is a predicted model, not a curated record. Gene Ontology annotation, cellular component: RNA polymerase III complex; RNA polymerase I complex; RNA polymerase II, core complex. NCBI's taxonomy places the organism in Eukaryota, Metazoa, Chordata, Mammalia, Artiodactyla, Hippopotamidae. The coding region runs from base 70 to 273 and encodes 67 amino acids. Gene Ontology annotation, molecular function: DNA-directed RNA polymerase activity; DNA binding; zinc ion binding. Gene Ontology annotation, biological process: transcription by RNA polymerase II; transcription by RNA polymerase I; tRNA transcription by RNA polymerase III.